CUGAAUUUCCAAGAAUGUUUUUUUCUUCACACGAAUCAGUUUGAUUUAUAGAGGUCUAGGCUUAGUAUUUCAUUUCGAGUUUUCAAGGAUAAGAGCUGAAUUAUAUUUCUGUGGUAUACUUCAAUCUUCAGGCUUUUUUUAGGGAAGUAAAGCUUUAUAUAGGCACGAAGGAACUUGUUGUCUGUGUCAAGAUGAAAGAAAAGGAAAUUAAAUAAAUGAGACCCGAAUAAGAGUAAAUCGGCAAGCGUCCUCGGCAGAAGCGACAAGGAUUCUGCCAACUGAAAGGAAUGUCUGAAGUACCGUCUAGAGGCCACCGAAGAGGUCGGAACACCCCACAUAGAGGCAGAGGGGGUAGAUUUUUCAGCCGAGGAACGCAGAGAGGGUCAUGUGGUAGGCCUGAUGCACAACAUGGCCGAGGAUCAAAAAGUGGGGCACACAGUAGAGGUUUGACACGUGGUGGGAAAAUAGAUAGAAAUGAAAAUGGAGAAAGAUUUGGUUUGAGCCAUUACCAAGACAGUAGUAGAGGAUGGCAAGGAGGGACGAGUAACAGAGCGAGAGUUCACACAAGUAACAGAAAAACUGACAGAAAUGAAAGCGAUAAUGAAUCUGAAGGAAGUCAUGACUCAAAGCACAAUGUACAACGAGGAAGUUGGAGAGAACAAGGAUGGCAGGGGGGAAUAUCCCGUGAUAAAGGGCGUGGUGGGGGUGCAUCACGUAGAGGGAAGAGGAAGAGCAAUGACAGUAAUGCAGAGCCACACCUCGAUCACGACAGCUUAUUGCUGAUGCUGAAGAAAGAUCCAGACGAGCUUGUCAUGGAUAUAACAUCUGAUCGCUAUUUACCUGCAUUUGAGAGCCUUCUUAAUCAAUUUGAUUUGCCAGACAAAGAUGUAAUUGUGAUUCUUAGGGUUUUUGCUCAAGCUUGUGACAGCGAAACAUCUCGAGCGUUUUUGAUAAUAUUGCUAAAUAAACUGGUCAACUCUGUGUAUCUGGGCAGUGCACUAACGAGAUACAUCAACUGCUUGGCAUAUGCUUCAAGAAACGAGGAGAAAGACAUAGAGGAGGAGCUGAAAUGCAUGGUUAAGGUCUUCAUAGAAAUUCUUAAAAAACUGCCAACUUCCCUCCCACAUCUUCCCUUGCCGAACUUGUUGCAUGCCGCGACUGCUUUAUUGGACAACGGUCAGAUUCGUAACACAGAAAUCAAACCCUCUGUGGAGAAUCUGAUCGCACUGAGGGAUAAAAUGGCUGAGAAGGUCCAGAAGAAAGAAGAAACCAAGAAGACAAAACGAAGGAUUGACCCAGGAGAUGAAGCUGCUCUUCUCGAUAAUGAAGACCCCCCUGACAACUUUCGCUGUUUAAGUGUCAUUCCCCAACAAGACGACAUCCACCCAAAGGGACCGGUGUUCUUCAGGCGUAACAAGGUCAAAGGGAGUUACGAUGGACCUGAACAUUAUCUGGAUGUUCAGUUUCGGUUGCUACGUGAAGACUUUAUCCGACCUCUUAGGGAAGGUAUUGCUGCGUUGUCAGAAAGUACAGGAACGAGUGCUACAAAACCAUCCCAGGAUAUUCGAGUAUACAAUGGAGUAAAGCUACUCAAACCACUGUGUUCUUCCAAGGGAGUAACCUAUGAAAUCAUCUUCGAUGUGUCCAGACUGAAAAGAAUCCGAUGGGAGAACAGUAAGAGGCUGAUCUAUGGCUCACUACUUUGUCUCUCCAAAGAUAAUUUUGAGACCUUCGUUCUAGCGACAGUGGAGGAACGAAAUCCCAGGCUCUUAGAACAGGGAAUUUUCCAGGUUCGAUUUACAGACAUAAAUGCUGAUCUAGGUAAUGCAACGUAUCAAAUGGUGGAGACUCUGGCCUAUUUUGAAGCGUGUCGUCAUGUGCUGGAAGGUCUUCAAGAAAUUAGCUGUUUUCAUUUUCCAUUCGAGCGCUAUAUUGUCAAAUCUGAACCAGAUGUUCAAGCACCCCUUUAUUUACGUAACACAUCAAAAGAAGUGAUCUACGACUUAACGUGCAUGAUGAGAAGCCCUGAAUCGAAGACAAGUGCACGGUCAGAAGUAGGGUACUACAAUAGGCAAAAGGGACGUUCUGUGAACAUCCUUGACUUGAAUUCCUGGCCAAGUGCAGAAGACCUUGAACUCGACUCUUCUCAACUCAAGGCGGUACAGAUGGCACUGACAAAGGAGUUUGCAAUCAUCCAGGGACCACCUGGGACGGGCAAGACGUACAUUGGACUGAAGGUUGCAAAUGUGUUGCUGAAUAACAAGGUCUAUUGGAACACAAACGACUUACGGAACGACAAGAGAUUGGGAUUGCAUGACAAACCAAGAUUUUUUAGUCAUCCUAUCCUAUUGGUUUGCUACACCAACCACGCUUUAGAUCAAUUUCUGGAGGGAAUCUAUAAGUUUCACCCCGAAGGAAUUGUACGGGUUGGAGGACAAAGUCAAAGCUGCAUGCUGGAGGAGUGCAAUAUACGUAGUAUCAAGGAGAAAAUAAGACAAUACCAUCGAGAGAGAUGCCAAUACUACCGCCGUCUUGGCCGCCUUCGCCGCCAACGCCGCCAACAGUGGUAUUAUGAUUAUUACAAUAGCGAUGACGAAGUUGAUGAGGGAGAACUUGUAUUCCCAGAGAUUAGCGAGGAACUCGAAGAAAUCUACCACAGCCAAGAUUGGAUUAGGCCCAAACUCACUGAUUUGUACGAUGAGCUGAAAGAACUUUCCUCAAAACUUGAAGGAAUAUACGAUGAGAUUCAUAAAUUGAAGACAACAGUUAUGGACGAAAAGGAACUGCUUUCAAAGUGUACUGUGUUUGAGAACAAAUAUGACUCGAUUGUCUCUCGGUUUAAGGAUGAAAAUGGGAAGAACAUCAAAGUAAAGCCUAAUGUUAUGCACUACUGGCUUGGACUUUUGACCAACACUUUGGAUUUCAUUGAAUCAGGUUCGACCUUUGUCAAGCCAGUUGCCACGUAUCUUCUCUCUAGAGCGGAAAGGAUUAACGCCGUUAACUCAACAGAUGAGCUCGUUUUUCACAAAGUAAAACAAGCAAAAGGAGUUGAUGGCGAUUUUAACGACUUCUACGCAAUAUUAAAUGGGGAGGACUCCUUUAUUCUAAUUCCAAAUAUGGAAAGCUCUUCGAUAGACACGCGUUACUCUAUGACUAUUUUGCUGUAUGUUUAUCUCGAAACCUCUCCUGGACCAAUCGUUACCUUUCAUCAAAACGGUGUCAUAGGAAUCCAAAUCCAGAUUCAAAAAGGUGUACAAGACUUCAAAGGCGUUUUGACUGUAACUUUUAACAGGCGUGACGGCGUACUUUCCAAGCCCCUUAUCACAAAUAAAGUCCUGGAGUGGAACGAAUGGCACUACAUUGCUGUGUCCUACGAUUAUAACUCUGGCAUCGUGCGUGUUUAUCACAAUGGAAACAUGGUUGGAGAGCACCAGAAUGGCUGCAUGGAGAUUGCCUCCCACUUGCCUGUUCAGAUUGGAUCUCUUGAUCUUCCAAAUAACGAGAAAUCAACCUUUUAUGGAAGGGUUUCUUCUCUUUAUUUUUUCCCUGAAGCCAUAAGCCUAGAACAGAUCAGGGCAAUCGCCGGAAUCCCAGAAGAGGAUGUCAUAGAAGCAGAAGAAAAAGUGUUGGACGAGUCUGAGGGAGAGAAGUUUGCCACAGAUAAACCACAACACAACAUCGUCUUUGAAGCUGAUGCAAUGGAGGAGCUCCGGAAAUUAGAUGUGGAUAUCGAUGAAGUUUUACAUUUUGGUGGACGUCAACGACAUAAUCCACAGCCAUACCAAGAUAUUACUUCAUAUACAACAUGUGAUAAUAGUAAUCAGGGGGAAUGGCAAAUGCAGUGCCCUAAGUUUGUUGGAACCAGAGUUAAACAAGUCCUGAAGAAGGAAAUGGAAAAGACAGAUAUGAUGACUGAAGAUGAGGCAAACAAGGUAACAGAAGUAUGGAAGUUAUCUAGGCAAGAUAAAUGGCGUCUGUACAGAUACUGGAUUGAAAUACUGUGUGAGAUCUGCAGAAAACAGGCUCGAAGCAUAUAUCCAAAAUUCGAAGAAUGUGCAGAAAGAAUAAAGGCACUGCAUCGACAAGAAGAUCUAACAAUUCUACGAAGGGUAACAAUUAUUGGCAUGACAACAACAGGAGCUGCAAAGUUUCGUGAGCUCAUACAGGAAAUUCAACCACGCAUAACCAUAGUAGAGGAAGCUGCUGAAGUAUUUGAGUCUCACAUCGUAACAUCUUUGAGCCCCGGAUGUAAACAUUUGAUUUUGAUUGGUGAUCACCAACAGCUUCGACCCAAUCCUAAUGUGUAUAAACUGGCUAAAGAUUACAAGCUAGACGUAUCACUCUUUGAAAGAAUGGUAAACAAUGGAAUGGACUACCAAACACUGCGGAAACAACAUCGAAUGCGUCCUGAAAUUGCCCGGAUGAUGAAACCAAUUUACGAGGACUUGGAAAAUCAUGAAUCUGUCUUGAACUUUGAAAAUAUCAAAGGCGUCAAUAAGAACAUAUUCUUCGUUGAACAUAACGAAUUGGAGGAUUUUGUUAACGAAGGCAAAAGUCGAUCAAACAUCCACGAAGCCAAGUAUCUAGCAGCUCUUUGCCGUUACUUCAUCCUGCAGGGCUACGAACAGACUCAAAUAACCAUCCUGACCAUGUACGUUGGACAGCUGUUUCAGCUCAAAAAUGAAACUUCCGAUGAAAUCUUUCAAGACGUUCGCAUCUGCGCAGUAGACAACUUUCAAGGAGAAGAGAAUGACAUCAUCUUGUUGUCACUUGUCCGUAGUAACGAAGAAGGGAACAUUGGAUUUCUGCGCAUCUCUAAUCGUGUGUGCGUCGCGUUAUCACGAGCAAGGAAGGGCUUCUACUGUAUUGGUAACUUAGAACUCAUGUGCACGAAAGAGAAACUUUGGGCUACGAUCAUUGAAGAUAUGCGUGAAAGAGGAAAUGUUGGCCACUCGUUGACUCUCAUGUGCCAAAACCACCCUUGUACGCAAAUUCAUGCGUCCAGUGCCACAGAUUUUCAACGUGCACCGCAGGGAGGAUGUCCCUUACCGUAUCAUGCUAGACUGGACUGCGGUCACGCAUGUCGGUUAUCAUGUCACCCAAGGGAUCCUGAUCAUAUUGAGUACGAAUGCUUGGAACCUUGUACGAAGACGUUGUGUGAUCUGGGUCACAAAUGCAAAAAGAGGUGCUUUGAGGAGUGUGGACCUUGUCGUAUUCGCAGAGAAAAGAUAAUGCCUGCAUGUAAUCAUACCCAGAAUCUUCCGUGCUAUGUUGACCCUGGCAAAACUAAAUGCAGAUUUCCUUGUGAAAUACUUAAAUGUGGACAUCGGUGUUCAGGUAACUGCUAUCAAUGUGAGCAAGGACGUUUUCACUUACAAUGUAAGCAGAAAUGUGAUAGAACUCUAGCAUGUGGCCACAAGUGUCGAAAUAUGUGCGCGAGAAAAUGUCCUCCUUGUUCUCGGGACUGCGAGAAUGGAUGUGUUCACAAAAAGUGUCGUAACAAGUGUUGUGAACCUUGUGAGCCAUGUAUGAUGCCAUGCGCUUGGAUAUGUAAACACUUUGAGUGUAGCAAACGGUGUAGUGAGCCAUGUAACCGACCAAGAUGUUACGAGCCCUGCAAGAAGACAUUAGUACCAUGUGGUCACCAGUGUAUAGGUAUUUGUGGUGAACCCUGCCCGAAAACAUGCCAAGUGUGCCAUAAAGAGGAAGUCACCAAGGUAGUGCUUGGAGACGAUCCAAACGCCAAAUUUGUAGAGCUUCAACCGUGUGGACACGUGAUUGAAGUUAAUUUCAUGGACGCAAAGAUGGAUGAAUGUUGCAAUGAUAUCCCGAUCAGCAUACAGCUUAAAGGAUGCCCUGUAUGCACAAUGCCUAUUCGAACCUGCCCCAGAUACAGCCACAUCAAGAAUACGCUAGAGGAUAUCUCGAAAGUCAAAACGGCGAUCACCGUUCGUGACUACGACAUUGCAGAAGAGACGAUCAAAAUAAAAAGCCUCAUCGCUUUUUCUGACAAGUUUGUAAAAAGUUCCCUAUUCAUUCGAGAAAAAUUGGAGAAAAAGAAAAUCACAAUGGAAAGUCUUGAAAUGUACCAGAACCAGAUCAUCUUGUUAAAUCUGCUAAGUAAAAUGCUUAAAGAAAUUUCUCACAUGGAAAAAAAUUCAAGAACUYCAGAUGGCCAGCAAGAGCUUAAAACGUCUCUUGAAAAAGAAGUUACAGCUCUCAAAGAUAGAGGAAUAAAUCUAACCCGAAGUUCUUUGGACUGGGGCUCUGCUAGCGAAAUUAGUGACCAAGAACAAGAGUACCUGAGGGAUGAAAUCCUUCGCGUACAGUUGAUUGUGUCGUACAAAAUACUUAAGAAGUUGAUCAAAGAAAAGGAAGAUACUCUAAACGACGCAGAUAAGAAUGAUAUGGAUAACAUUGGUCAGACAAUAGACUCUGGUAAACGUAUCGAAGCGGAAAAGCUUGACUCGCAUAUGGAAAUCCUUGAAAGGAUUCGCAGUUCAUAUAGUAUAUUGAUGUCAUAUCAAGAGAAGGCAAUCACAAGGGAAGACACGAUGAAAAUCAUGAGCAGCAAGAUUGGUUUCACGGAGGGGAACUGGUUUAAGUGUMUUAACGGACACAUAUACUCAACAGCCGAUAGAUGUCCAAAGUGCAUUUAGGCACAGACAGAAAAAUUAAUCCGUAAACUUGUAUUCACCUAUAUUCCAAGAAAGGUUAUCAGAGUCAGGAGACAGGCACCAAGCUAAGAGAGAUGAGGACCUGAUUGACUGUAUUUUUACGCCGGCUUUGAACACAGUUCUAAGCUAUUAUUAAUUAGUCGAAUCCGAAUUAGUCUUCUCGCCCUCAUGGAAUAUGAGUCAAUAGCCCAUUUGGCUUUCGACAUCAUGGGCUAUUGAUUCAUAGACCAUAAGGGCGAGAAGACUAAUUGCUAAUUAUUGGUAUAAUUUUAGACUUGAAAACCAGAGAAAAGACGAAGUUAAGGAUAAAACGUUUUUUUUUUUUGUUUUGGAAAACCUCUUAAUUACCGCUGCUCGAGCAGUGAUUAUCGUCUCAUAAUCACUGGUCUCUCGACCAAUCACAGCGCGCGAAACUCUAUACUAUCUUGCCUUAUUCUAUGAUUUCAAGUCUAAAAUUAUACUAAAACAAUAGUUGACCUCAGAUUCAGUGAAUUUAGGGAAUAUAAUAUCGGUAUAUAUAUCGGUAAAUACUCGCCGAUAAUCGUUAAAUCAGCAAACCCCAGUUUGACAUAAAAUGCCCGUCUGAAUUAACACCUAU
Messenger RNA from Actinia tenebrosa (Australian red waratah sea anemone), 7275 nucleotides. RefSeq names its product NFX1-type zinc finger-containing protein 1. Gene Ontology annotation, biological process: regulatory ncRNA-mediated heterochromatin formation. Gene Ontology annotation, molecular function: helicase activity; zinc ion binding. The record is from RefSeq and is a predicted model, not a curated record. NCBI's taxonomy places the organism in Eukaryota, Metazoa, Cnidaria, Anthozoa, Actiniaria, Actiniidae. Gene Ontology annotation, cellular component: nuclear RNA-directed RNA polymerase complex; nucleus.